GGAGUUUACCACAUGGUCACUGGGUGUGAGCAACUGUUCCCUGUCCCUAUGGCUUCCCACUUGUGGCUCCCACCAUGGCCUGGAGUUUUGGGUGGAGUUUUUCAAAUAAAAGCCCUCAGCAUUGCAGGACGGCACAGUGGUGAGCUCUUAGCUUCACCAGGCUCAUCAAAGCUGCUCCAGGAAGGCCCAAGCCAGACCAGAAGACAUGCAGAUCAUCACCACAGCCCUGGUGUGCUUGCUGCUAGCUGGGAUGUGGCCAGAAGAUGUGGACAGCAAGAGCAUGCAGGUACCCUUCUCCAGAUGUUGCUUCUCAUUUGCGGAGCAAGAGAUUUCCCUGAGGGCAAUCCUGUGUUACAGAAAUACCAGCUCCAUCUGCUCCAAUGAGGGCUUAAUAUUCAAGCUGAAGAGAGGCAAAGAGGCCUGCGCCUUGGACACAGUUGGAUGGGUUCAGAGGCACAGAAAAAUGCUGAGGCACUGCCCGUCAAAAAUAAAAUGAGCAGAUUUCUUUCCAUUGUGGGCUCUGGAAACCACGUGGCUUCACCUGUCCCCCAAACUACCAGCCCUACACCAUUCCUUCUGCCCUGCUUUUGCUAGGUCACAGAGGAUCUGCUUGGUCUUGAUAAGCUAUGUUGUUGCACUUUAAACAUUUAAAUUAUACAAUCAUCAACCCCCAACCCUCUGGGUCUCUUGGAUUUCAGAGUGAAAACUUGAUUGGCAUUGAGAGGUGGGAGCCAGGGGCUGAAGGAUGGGUCAGGAGGAGGGAGAUGUGUUGCACCUGGUGCCAGGGGAACUGGGCUAAUAAGUGACUCACUAGCUCUCAGUGACUGCCUUUGUCCUGGGGUGUAAGCUUUGAGUCGGGGUGGUGGUGCAGAUUCUCUGCCUCCAGAUUUGGCUGCCAGGAGUGGUACAGUGGAACAGAAAGCUGGGGUUCACAGCUGGGUCCACAUUUGGGUGCAGGACUCUUCUUCUCCCUGCCCUGCCCAGAGGGCUUGGGGGGGGUGAUGUUAUCACCAAAUCACAACUGCCCUAGCUGGAGGGGAUCAUGUGAGGUUGUCUGCCUGUAAAAUGUUGCUAAACCCAUUUUAUAGAUGAGGUGACUGAGGGCUAAAGAGAGAUGCAGCAAUUCAGGGGCAGAUCUGGCAUUAGAGCCUAGAGCUGUUGCCUCCUAGGACAACUCCUCCAGGUGUCCCACAUUGCCAAGUGUACUGCCUGAUGCAGUGUGGUACCAGAUCUGGGGGACAGGCCCUGCUGUUGUCAGCAGUGCCCAUCUCUUCUUGAGGAAGAUCUCAGUGGGUGUCCAGGCAUGGGUAGGUUCUGGGUCUGAUUGAGAUGCCCACCCAGCUUAUCUGGAGGAGUGAGGCUGUCUUGGGAAGAGCAGGAUAAACCCUCGGUGGACAUAUAGGAAGAGCAGGGCCAACGCUUUAAAAGGGACAAUCACAAGCUUCAAUUUGUACAACGUGUGAUUCAAGGAAGAAUAGCCAAGGAAGGAAGUGUUUCUAGGUCUUGGGGUUGGCACACCUUUAAAGAUCACUUUUAGAGGGCAAAGGUCUCAUGCUGUGUUUCCCUCAUUCCCCAUUCAACACGUCACACAUCUGGCCCAGUCUUCUUAAUCUGCCUCCUCCCCUCCACCCCCAUGACUUCCCUUCUUUAGCCCUUAUGACUGCCCCCUGUCACACAUCUGGCCCAGUCUUCUUAAUCUGCCUCCUCUUCUCCACCCCCAUGACUGCUUUUCUUCAGCCCCUAUUUUCUCUUGCUUGGACUAUUGCAGUAGGCUGUUUUCCGCCCUCCCUUCUCAACUCCACCUUAUCCACAGCCAAUAGCUAGUCUUCCUGGCAUCCAUUCUUCCCUCUGGAUGACUCAAAAACCUUCACACCUUCCUCCUGCCUUCAGAACUGAGUCUAAACUCCCCACCCUGAUAUUCUAAUUCCUCUAGAACCUGCCCUCAACUUUCCUUUCUACAUGUCUCCAACUUUUACAUUCUGGAACCCCAUAUCUGACCGUUUGGGGAUAUUCCCCCCAGGCACUCUCCCCACAUUGCUAUCUUGGACCUCCCCUAAAAGAAUCUUUGCUAUGGCCACACUUCCCCAUCCUCUAAAGUCCAUUCGGCCCAAGCCCCCUCUUCCCUACCAAUCCUGAGGCUCACUAGGACUUGGUCAUCUGGUUUCCCUCUGAGUGUCAGGUGCACAUGAAGUCUGAAUCACUUGCUGCUUGGAGUGGGGAGGCAUAGAUUGGGGUGGGAGACUAGAGGGGGAGGGAUGGGUUUACUUUUGGCAGGAGUGUGGUUUUAAAGAAAGAAAUGAACUGAAUAUGAAACGGAUGAGUUGCGAGCCAGGAGCGCCCAUGCUGGGGACUGGAGCCAUUGUUCCAGAACAGCCUGGGCUGGUGAGGCAGGCCCUCCUUGAAACUCAGAUGAGCCAGGCUAGCCCCAUGGCCAGGGCCUCUGUACAUCCGCCUUCCACUGGCAUGCCAUCCACCCACACCUCUGAGAGCCCCUACUGGUUGGCAGUUACUCCUGAAGAAAACACCACUGUGUAAGAGAUUUUAAAUAAAAUGUAUUUUCUGCAAAA
Pan troglodytes (chimpanzee) is the source of this 2567-nucleotide messenger RNA. RefSeq names its product C-C motif chemokine ligand 1 (gene CCL1). Gene Ontology annotation, molecular function: chemokine activity; CCR chemokine receptor binding. The record is from RefSeq and is a predicted model, not a curated record. NCBI's taxonomy places the organism in Eukaryota, Metazoa, Chordata, Mammalia, Primates, Hominidae. Gene Ontology annotation, cellular component: extracellular region. Gene Ontology annotation, biological process: positive regulation of GTPase activity; eosinophil chemotaxis; antimicrobial humoral immune response mediated by antimicrobial peptide. The transcript is spliced from 3 exons. Bases 206 to 496 code for a protein of 96 amino acids.